Mesorhabditis belari is the source of this 426-nucleotide messenger RNA. NCBI's taxonomy places the organism in Eukaryota, Metazoa, Nematoda, Chromadorea, Rhabditida, Rhabditidae. The record is from the annotation of a GenBank genome assembly.
AUGGUUCAACGUCGACGCAGCAAAACCGUUUGGAAAAGAUGCGAGAUGCAGCCCAACUUCCCAUCAACACAAUCCGCUUCUCGUUUCCAGCGACGAGCUUUUUCUGAGACUGUUGAUCGAGAGCCUAUUGAAUCGAAAUAUCCAUCGUACCCGAGUUGGGAUUCAUUUCAUCCACUUGAGAUGAAUGAUGAGAUCGAAAUGGUACAAGAUGAUGAGCAAAUCUCGUGGAACAGUGAAAGGAGUCGAGUCUGGGAUGAGAACAGAGGGAAAUUCGCGGAAAGACAAAACAAGAGGAUUUUCGUGAAUACGAAAUGGAAAAGAGAGCAUUGGAUUGGUGGAUAUGGAUAUUGGAGGUGCGAUGAUGGGGGUGAUGGGUGGGAGAAUCGAGACGAGGAGGAGGAUCACGGGGAACAGAGGGAUUUUCUG